Messenger RNA from Ostertagia ostertagi, 642 nucleotides. Lineage: Eukaryota; Metazoa; Nematoda; Chromadorea; Rhabditida; Trichostrongylidae. The record is from the annotation of a GenBank genome assembly.
AUGGCGAGGCCUGGCACUGCAGCUGCUCGACCUGCACCUCCAAAGCUAAAAAGGAAGCAAAUAGCGGUGACAGAGGUUGCACCACAAAAUGUGGUUCUGAUCAGUGAAACUAUCGAUAAGGAGAAAUCAGCCAGAGGAGAACUUUCUUGUGGAGGAGAAGAAGAAGCUCUGCCGGAUUUCCGUGCUACAGAAAUUCUUGAGCCCAGCAAUGAACAAAGAGGAGGUUUAGUGCAAAAAAUGAUCGAUACCACAACUGUGCUGAAGGAGACGAAUCUGAACGAUACCGGUGCGGAGGUGGACGAAGGGACGAUAGCUCGAGAAAAGCUAAAGACCGAGGCAUUUUCGAACUCUCUGCAAACUGUAACGAGAACAGUGUAUCCGUUAUCACGUAUCUUCGAUUUUGCACAGGAGGAUCUGGAACUUAUGAUAAAGGAGUUGGAUAGAUGGCUGAAUGAUGCGAAAAAGUGCGAGAGCUCACUAAAGGCCAAGGAUGCUCAAGGGAUAGGAGAUAGCCACAAGUUAUCCACCGUUCUGGAAUCGCUCGAUGAAGACGUGAAAAACAUGCGCUCAAUGGUGAACGCCUCCAAAGCAAGAAUUGCGACGAAUAAUCGUCGAAUACAAGAAAUAUUGAGUAAUAUAUAA